CACGUCGGCGAAUUCUACUCACCAACAAUUCUCAUCUUCUCUACUGAUACCCAAAUACCUGCAACGCCACCGCGUUCCCUACCACAAAAUGCCCAUCACCGUCGCAAUAGCGAAGCAUGAUGCUAAUGCAAUCAACACGUCGAAUUGGGACUGGCGAAGAAUGAACAAUCAUGAAGAACUCCUGCCCCACUCUGAGAAGAACAAAAGCAAGGGCGUCCUCCAGUCCUCGGUGUUGCCGAACGAGUACUUCCCAAAGCACAUCGCAUCUUCCACGAACGGACUUGUGUGGGCAGCGUACUACGCUUACAGCGACCACCACAACCUCACACUACGACCAGAGGAUAUUUGGUUCGCCAUCAUCUCCCAGCUGAGCUUUUACAUCAAUGCGCAUGCAGAGGAGCUACGGUACCUGUUCGUCACCCAUGAGGAGCGUAAAGAACUUAUUGUGCACACUGAAGGGUCGAUCAACACAAUUGACUUUGCGAGGAUCGCAAAAGAAGUUGCCAAUAUGAUCCAGGAAAACGUCGAGAGGGCUGACCUGCAAGAAUGGAUCAUGCCGUCCUUCAGUACCACCACCGAAUCCGACCGCGCUGUUGCGUCGGUGCUAUUCAUGGGCGCAAUGCAAAAGUACUUCUCGUACGGUGCCUGUCUCAGUUGCGGCAUCCCAUCAGUCACUCUUCUCGGCAAGCGAGAGGACUGGGAAAACAUCCUGCAGAGACUCGAUACACUUCCAGAGUUUGGUGCAGAACCUGCUGCCUUUGCAGAUGGCCUGCGGCCUGUCCUUCAGGGCUUCAUUGCCACAUUCGAUGGCGAGCGCACGCCAGAGACUCUCGACUUCUGGGGUCGAAUUGCGCACAGGACUUUCGGUGGUAGUGGCCCAACUUAUCUCUCAGGAUGGAUCACUGCGUUCUGCUUCUGGGACGCGGAUGGGAAGCCCAUUAGCAAAAGAGGUUGGUCCGAAGACUUGGGCGCUCCGGCUUGCGAGGUCGAUUUCAAGGACGUUCCCAAUGGGUAUGCUAUUGUGCCACUCACCAUCAACGAUAACGGGAAGGAGUACCUCACGCAAAUGGUUGCAGGAUCUUUUGGCAUGGAAGCGUUCAGUCAGCAGAAAGUGAAAGACACUCCGGACGGCCACGCUACCACAGAGGACAAUAGUACGACAGACUCCAAGACAAGCAAUGAUGGUAUCCGCGAUGAAGACCCAGACUCAGCGCUUGACUCCAUCAAGCCUUUGACGGGAUGGAUGAUGUAUCACACGAACACCUUUGAAGAUGGUCAUAUCAAAAACCUCCAGCCUGUUGCAGAUGGAUCGGCGAACCGGAUUGACCGAACUUUGUGAUGGAGGUUUCGUGGCAACUAACACUUGGUCUGGAUUUUGUCUGCAAUGGUCAAACUCAAAGAAAAGAAUGGUGCGGGGGCGUUACAAUGCGAUGCUUGGAGGCUUCCAUAGUCGUUUCA
Paraphaeosphaeria sporulosa is the source of this 1458-nucleotide messenger RNA. RefSeq lists its product as uncharacterized. The transcript has a single exon. The record is from RefSeq and is a predicted model, not a curated record. Bases 89 to 1339 code for a protein of 416 amino acids. NCBI's taxonomy places the organism in Eukaryota, Fungi, Ascomycota, Dothideomycetes, Pleosporales, Didymosphaeriaceae.